This is a messenger RNA of Trichoderma breve, 1125 nucleotides long. Its product is annotated as phosphatidylinositol-4-phosphate 5-Kinase domain-containing protein. Gene Ontology annotation, molecular function: phosphatidylinositol kinase activity. The record is from RefSeq and is a predicted model, not a curated record. The transcript has a single exon. Gene Ontology annotation, biological process: phosphatidylinositol metabolic process. NCBI's taxonomy places the organism in Eukaryota, Fungi, Ascomycota, Sordariomycetes, Hypocreales, Hypocreaceae. Bases 1 to 1125 code for a protein of 374 amino acids.
AUGCAGGGCCGCACGCGCCGCAUCUCCACCAAGAUUGUCCGUGCCAUCGUGAACGGCGAAAAUGCCGAGAGGGAACAAAAGACGCGAUCGUUAUUUGCACAACUCAUACAUCACCUGUUCAACUUUUUUUAUAUAUGGAAUUUGGACCUAAAACUAUACCGAGGUGAUGAUUUUCUUGCUCUAAGACACGACGUGUGGCAUUUGAACAAUGGUGCAUACACACGAUCUUUUCAACCCGCAGACGAGAGCCCGUCACUAGGGUCUAGUGAACAGCAUGCGACAACUCUGGUCCCAAUGGGGAGCCUUGGAUAUAGUGGCUCUACGUUUUUUGAGAGUUUGGACGGUAAAUACAUUGUCAAGUCUCUGGACAGACACUUCGAGCAUCAUUUCUUCACGCAGGAACUGCUUACGCCGUAUCUGAUCCAUAUGCGGGAACAUCCUGACAGUCUCCUGGUGCGCAUCACUGACCUGCUGCAAGUUUCGCAUACCACUCUGGGGGGCAUAUUCGGCACUGAACCAACACACCAUGUUGUCAUGGAGAACCUCCUUUAUGGCACUGGGCAGGCUGGCGAUGCGUCACAUUGUGAAACAUAUGAUCUGAAGCCGAAGGACUAUUUUUUCCCGGAGCGUGAUAUUGCAAAUGGCAACUUGGCGUCGCAAAGUGUGAAGAACAAGCUGGUGGAUCACUUCCCAGGCAAAGUGCAAAUAUCGCAUGAGGCUACGGAAGAGCUGAUGGCUUUGUUGGAUACAGACACAAAAUUCCUGGCCGACUUCAAUGUCUUAGAUUACUCAUUAUUCCUUGUGCGCUAUCCCUACACAGCAGAACCAGCUUAUGCUGGACCUAGUCAACCGGCUGCCCAAACUAAAUUGGCGGCAACACCGAUUGACUGUUGGAGGACAGGCGUGGUCUCAAGUGACGAGCAAUGGGUGUAUCGUGCCGUCUUGCUGGACUUUUUCUGGGCUCGACAUAAGUUUCACGCGAGGACCAUGUCUGGCAUCGUUGGGGUCUUUAACGUUUGGGCUGGGCAAGGUCCCAUGACAAUCACUACGGAACCGUUUGAGUACAGGAAGCGCUUCAUGAAAAUGGUUCAAAAACUGCUGGUGGGAAGGGAAUGGGACGAAUGA